Impatiens glandulifera is the source of this 932-nucleotide messenger RNA. RefSeq lists its product as uncharacterized. NCBI's taxonomy places the organism in Eukaryota, Viridiplantae, Streptophyta, Magnoliopsida, Ericales, Balsaminaceae. The transcript has 3 exons. Bases 104 to 685 code for a protein of 193 amino acids. The record is from RefSeq and is a predicted model, not a curated record.
CAUCUUCUACUUUUUAUCUCUCUUCUGGUUCACACUACUACUACUACUCUCUUCUUCCAGUUCUAGUUCUGAACUCUCCGAUCUGUCUACACCGCCGGAAGAAAUGGUGGAAGGUAAAGGUUCAACUCUAGUUCAUCUUCUCGUUAUAGCUCUCAGCUUAACCGCUUUCGGUUUCUCCAUCGCCGCCGAGCGCCGACGAAGCAUUGGAACAUUGAGAAAUGAUGAGCGCACAAACACCACAUACUGCGUUUACAGCUCGGAUGUGGCAACUGGAUAUGGCGUAGGCGGAUUCCUCUUCCUUCUGAGCAGUGAAUCACUUGUAAUGGGCAUAACCAAGUGUAUGUGCUUUGGAAGACCAUUGGCUCCAGGGGGAAACCGGGCUUGGACCAUUAUCUACUUCAUUUCAUCAUGGGCCACAUUCAUCGUGGCGGAAGCUUGUCUAAUAGCAGGAGCAAAGAAGAACGCGUACCACACAAAGUACAGGGACAUUAUCUACGCUCACGAUUUCUCUUGCGAUACAUUACGAAAGGGUGUAUUUAUAGCAGGUGCGGUGUUUGUGGUUGCGACGAUGGUUCUGAAUGUGUACUAUUACAUGUAUUUCACAAAGGUUACGAAUCAGCAGGCAGCAGCAGCUCAUAAAUCGAAUCGAAUGAGUUCCAACAUUGGAAUGUCUAGCCGUGUAUAAAUUUACAAGGCAUAUAUUAAUUAUGACCAAGGUUAGUUAUUGGAAAUGUGGGUAUUAUUAUAAUUUAUAGGGUAUCUAUUCUAUGGAAUGGGAUUUUUGAAGAAAAGUAUUCACUUUGUUUGCUUAAUGGUUGGAUUGAUACAUCGAUUAACCAUUUAAACAAACGGGUGUUCAUUUUUAUAACUAUGUUGGUUUUAUCUCAAUUCUAAUGAGAAAUCUUCAAAGUUUUUAAUUUUUUUUUUUUUUU